AACUCUAUUUAUAUUUGUAUUCAUUCGAGAGCUUACAAUCUACCAUCGAUUUGUUUCAUUUCCAAUUUCCUAAUGAAAAUUGUUUUACAAAGUAUGGUUUGUUGGAAGUAACAAAAUGGGGAGCCGUUUAAACAAUUGGUUUGAGCAAUCCCAAAGUCCAAUCCAAACCCCCUUUCCUUUCCCUUCUCUUCCUUUCGUCUCCCUCCAUUUCAAUCCCUAGAGAGAGAGAAGGAAAGAGGGGAAAGGAAAAAGAAGAAGAAGAAACAGAAAAAAACAGGAGAAAAAACGAAUCAAGAUGCCUCUCUGUACAGGUCAAACAGAAAUUCAUGAUUGAGAAAAGAAUCUCUUUUCCCCGGGAACCAAACACCUUCUUCGAUCAAUUUCUGGUUCCCUAAUACAUCCCUCCCCUUCUUUCCCUCUGCUUCAAAUGCGUCAUCUCUUCCCGUCCAUUUCAAUCCCUUCCUCUGCUCUCACCGCCGCCGCCAAUUUUGGCGGGUAGUAUCUUGAUUUGUUUCGUUCCAUCAACAAAAAACAGGGGAAAGGGAAUUGGAAAAAGAAAAAAAAGAAGGGGAUCAAAUGAUUUCGAAUCCAGAUCUGAUCCUCUACGCUUGCAUUGCCAAAGGAUCCACAAUCCUCGCCGAGUUCGCCUCCCCGGCGGAGCCGGGGAUCGAGGAGAUCGCACAGAAAUGCAUCGGGAUCGCGCCGCCGCACCACAAGACCUUCUCCCACACCGCCAAGAAGAAGACCUACACCUUCCUCAUCGACGACCCUUUCGUCUACUUCACCGUCUUCCACCACGAUCUCGCGAAGCUGGAGUCCUCCUGGUUCAUCGACCGGGUGAAAGUCUCGUUCUUGGAGCUCAUCGCGUCGAGUUCCGUCAGGGAUUUGGACAAUCUCACCUCCCUCUGCUUCCAGGCGGAGUUCUACCCUCUGUUCCGUGAAAUCCUGGCUCUGGAUUUGGACCUCGGGGAUUCCCUGACGGAGACCACGUCUAAAGACAGCCGGAACCCGAGCAUGGACUCGACGAAAGAGAAGACGGUGACGCGGCCAUUGCUGAUGAAGAAGAAGAAGAGGUCGUCGGGGGUUUGUUCUAUUGGGGGAAUGGAGGAUAAGAGCAGCAGCGGCGGCGGCGGACAUCACAGGGGGAAAGACGGGAGCAGCUUGAGCUGCGGAGGGAUGAGCGAUCAUGGCGGCAAGAUGAUGAUGAAUGGUGGUGGUGGCGUGUUGGUGGGUGAGAAUGGGAGUGUUGAUGGUAGUGGGCACCAUACCAGGGAGUUCUCGGUGGCGAUGACGCCGAAAAGCGGCGGGCUUUACAUGCUGGAGAGCAGGCAGAAGGCGAAGCAGAUGUGGAGGAAGCAUGUCUGGGUGGUUUUGACGUUGGAUUUGGUGAUUUGUGCUGUUCUGUUCUUCGUUUGGUUGUGGGUUUGCAGAGGCUUCACCUGUAUUGAUGGAUAGAUGAUCAAGACUGAAUCAAAAAGAAGAAGAAGAAGAAUCCUGAUUCAAUGUUUUUAUCCUUCUGUUUUUUUCUCUACACAUGAGCUUUGUACAUUGGAAGAAGAGGUGCAUACAUGAAAACAGGAACUGUUUGAUCUCACAGAAGGAAGAACAAAAGAAGCUGUUUUUC
Messenger RNA from Linum trigynum, 1624 nucleotides. NCBI's taxonomy places the organism in Eukaryota, Viridiplantae, Streptophyta, Magnoliopsida, Malpighiales, Linaceae. The record is from the annotation of a GenBank genome assembly.